AUAGCAUUGAAGUAAACACUGAAGAACUCGAGACCAGCAUGGACGACAAUUUGACUCAGUUCCGUCCUUGAACCCAGACACCUAUAUGAAGGAAGAUUAGGGCUGUUGGAAAUAGUGCAAUUUACACCGCACAGUAGAUUAGCUAUGGUAGCUAACGCUAUGCUAUAUUGGUUUGAGAUACAUUAUGGUAGCUAACGCUAUGCUAUAGUGGUUCAAGAUCACAGCGCUGAUGAUCAACAGAUACUCAUCUGCAAGGCUCAGCGUGUACACUGGAAGUCAUUGAUUGACGUGCGUUCAAACCACAGCCACUAAUCGUGCACACAUGUGACAUGUUAAGACUUUGUCACAACGGCUACCGCUGUCUUGCAGCAUCGUGUUAAUAAGUCUCCAGGUGAAUGCGUUUCGCGUCUUGCAGGAACCACGAGAACGACCGAACAGCCUAAUAGUGACACACGCACACGCACACGCGGGUCCGACAUGGACGUUGCUCUGCGAAGAGGUUGGAGUCUGAAGACCGCCUUCCCUUUCAUGAUCUCUCGUAGAACUUUGUCGUUGUUUUGGAGAUGUGGCGCCGGUACACCCUGGCCGCCAGCCCCCACAGGGCAACGGGGGGCAGCGGCGCCCCGCCGACACGCACACUCCGGGGCGAGCGAGGGCACGGAGCGGUCUCCCGGUGCAGCCCCGGAGAGACUACCCUUUUCACGGUUGUCUCAGGAGGAUUUGGCGUUCUUCAGGGAAACACUCCCGGGCGGAGCAAUCACGGAUCCAGACUUACUGGAGGCCCACAACGUAGAUUGGCUCAAAUCCGUUAGAGGUCACGGUGAACUGUUGCUCAGACCUCAGACCACGGCGCAAGUAUCUGAAAUACUGAGAUACUGUAACGACCGCAACCUGGCGGUGAAUCCCCAGGGGGGCAACACGGGUCUGGUGGGAGGCAGCGUCCCCGUCUAUGAUGAGAUCAUCCUCUCCACAGCGUUACUGAACAACAUCCUGACCUUUGACCCCGUCUCCGGUAUCCUGACGUGCCAGGCGGGCUGUGUGUUGGAGGGCCUCUCGGGUUACCUGGAGGAGCAGGACUUCAUCAUGCCCCUGGACCUGGGCGCGAAGGGCAGCUGUCACAUCGGGGGCAACGUGGCCACCAACGCCGGGGGGCUCCGCCUGCUGCGCUACGGCUCCCUGCGGGGCACGGUGCUGGGCCUGGAAGUGGUGCUGGCAGACGGCCGGGUGCUGGACUGUCUGUCCACUCUGAGGAAGGACAACACAGGAUAUGACCUCAAGCAGCUGUUCAUCGGGUCGGAGGGCACGCUGGGCGUCAUCACCGCCGUGUCCGUCCUGUGUCCGCGGAAACCCAGCGCCGUCCACGUGGCCUUCCUAGGCUGCCAGACCUUUGAGCAGCUGCUGGGAACCUUCAAGCUCUGCAAAGGCAUGCUGGGAGAGAUCCUGUCAGCCUUUGAAUUCCUGGACGCAGCGUGCAUGGGGCUGCUGAACACACACCUGAAACUGCCCAACCCCAUCACAGACUGCCCCUUCUACAUCGUCAUAGAGACGUCGGGGUCCAACUCCGCCCACGAUGAGGAGAAGCUCCACAGCUUCCUGGAGGAGGCCAUGACCUCAUCGCUUGUCACUGACGGGACGGUGGCGAGCGACGACACGAAGGUCAAGGCGCUGUGGUCGAUGCGUGAGCGCGUGACGGAGGCCCUGACCCACGACGGCUACACCUACAAGUACGACGUGUCGCUCCCCGUGGAGGGCCUCUACCAGCUGGUCACGGCCACCCGGGACCACCUGGGGAGCCGCGCCAAGAACGUGGUGGGCUACGGACACGUGGGCGACGGUAACCUCCACCUGAACAUCACCUCGUCGGGGCCGGACCCCUCCCUGCAGGGGGCCAUCGAGCCCUUCGUGUACGGCUGGACGGCGGGGGUCCGGGGCAGCGUGAGCGCCGAGCACGGCCUGGGCCUGAAGAAGAGGAACUACAUCUACUACAGCAAGCCCCGACCCGCCGUGGCCCUCAUGGGACACAUCAAGACCCUGAUGGACCCCCGGGGAAUCCUCAACCCCUACAAGACCCUCCCCGACGACCUGGACUGAGGGGGGCUGUCCGCUGGGUGGGGGGGGGGGGGGGGGGGGGGGGGGGGGUUGGGGGCUGGAUAACGAGGGUCAUGUGUGUACACGGAGGUGCAGACAUAUCUGUAUUCAUGUGGUAUUGAUUUGCCAAAUUGAAGACUUUAUUGUAUUCACUGGGUUAUUUCAGUGUGUGUGUGUGUGUGUGUGUGUGUGUGUGGGUGAUGGCUGGUUUAAGCAGCCUCGCCUGGCCCAGUCUGUUUGGACUCUUGGGCUGGGUGAGGCUGCAGACCUGUUGCACGUUGAGUAAUCAGUGUGAAACUUGUUUAAACCCGCCCGCCGCCUGCACACAAACACGCACUCAAGGUAGAGCUCUCCUGCAUGGCAGUGGAGCACCAGGUCAUGGUCAUUUACUGCAACUUCUACCAUGAACCGGAUUUCAACACCAACGCCCUGCUGUUUCCAGGAGCUCAGAAAGGCCAACUAGGUGGUGGUAGUUGCAGCGACCUUGUAAGGAGGAAGGGUUUUAAGGUGCAAUCAAUUGUAUGUAUUUUUACAUACAGACACUCCAAAUUGUAGCUUGAUCUGUACCCCUCAAGAUUAAAUCAUUUGUGAAUCCAUAGCUCGUCGACUGUAGAUCAAGGUGGAGUUGUAAUCCGUUUGUACUACCUCUACUAGAGCCGCUACCGGCACAGAGACAUGCAUCUCCGCCCUCUCCCUAAACCCGGCGGGUUGAACCAUCGUGACGGCUUUAGAAACCUGAAAGUGUGCAUCAACAUGUAACAGUGCAGUAAAUGUUUUAUUAUUACAUAUAAAAAAAAACGUCAAAGCAACAACACAGCGGACGUCUUGUGAACUUUAUCUGGAAGCCGUCGGUGUGAACGUCGGGUAGAGCGGGGUCGUCUGGAGACCACGCCCCGUACUGCAAGGCAUGAUGGGAGAAAAGGGACGCGGGCGACAGGUGCCCUGACGGACAUAUUCUCCUUUCCUGGCUCCUCACCUCCUGUUCCCUCGGCAGUAGACGGCAGGAAACAUACAUAGCAGCUCUUGGUAAUGAUGUGACGGAUGAUUUCUAUAUCAUUAUACUGUUAAUAUGAUAACUAUAAUAAUAAUUGUAUUUUGCCGGUCCUUCCAUCCACUAGACCGCCCAGAGAAGCAGAGAUCUGUACAUGGCGUCUCUUCCAAAUCGGCCAACGUGUUCAGUGCGUGUUUCCCUACUUUACGACUUCAUUAUUUAUAGCUAAUUAAUAGCUCGAUGUAGAGUAUUCCCAUGUGUACAGUCCCUUAAACACAGGCUACAAACCAGGAGUACAUAUCAGUAGUGUGCUGCUAGUAGUAGUAUACGUAGUACAUAAACAUAUUUCAAAAUUGUACUUUGAUUCUGGUGUGUGUGUGUGUGUGUGUGUGUGUGUUCGAUAAGGCUAAAACAGUUGACCUGAUUGUCUUUCAGCGGAAUAUCCCGA
Messenger RNA from Gadus macrocephalus (Pacific cod), 3527 nucleotides. RefSeq names its product D-2-hydroxyglutarate dehydrogenase (gene d2hgdh). The record is from RefSeq and is a predicted model, not a curated record. Gene Ontology annotation, molecular function: catalytic activity; FAD binding. The transcript has 9 exons. Gene Ontology annotation, cellular component: mitochondrion. Lineage: Eukaryota; Metazoa; Chordata; Actinopteri; Gadiformes; Gadidae. The coding region runs from base 478 to 2091 and encodes 537 amino acids.